This is a messenger RNA of Periconia digitata, 3120 nucleotides long. The record is from the annotation of a GenBank genome assembly. NCBI's taxonomy places the organism in Eukaryota, Fungi, Ascomycota, Dothideomycetes, Pleosporales, Periconiaceae.
CACAGCUUGACUAUGACGGAAGCGGCUAGCGAAGCUGGUGGUACCAGCGGUGCACUCCCACCGAAGGAAGGCGAUAUCUCAACUACUGACAAGACCACCAUCAACAAAGAACAAGAGACAGAAAUUCCAGGUGCCGGAUCUGACGCGAUUCAUGAUCCAGAGAAACCUCAUGGCAAGGAGAAAGAUGGGUCCGAUAGCAGUCCAGAAGAUGGACCAAAGAAAGAGGUGAAGGGGAAUGAUGGAGGAGGAAAAAAGGACGAAGAGGAAAAGAGCGUGGCAGAGGAAGAAAAUGUAAUCAGUGUUUUGCCAGUGAAGAACAAACCGGAAGAAGCUUAUCAGGAACCUGGGAGACCGUUCCGGCGUUUUAAAGAGUCCUUGUCAGAAUAUCACAAGCGGUUGUGGAAAGUGGAGGUUGAGCGUACGGACAUGGUAGCUUGGAGAAAACGAGACCUUUGGUUAUCUCCAACUUAUCCUUUACCAAUCAUCGAGGUUUUCUACCACCGAAAGCCUGAUGAUUCGAGUCAACCGCCAGACGCAGCUAACACGACUGAGUCAGUCGCGAAUGAAGCCAACGAAGAUACAGACGAAUUAUUUCGAAGGUCGAAAAACGUCCACAGAAUCGCGAUUCACUCGGAGCAGAUCAUUGAAGAGUUGGAUAUGAUCUUAGGUGUUUCUACUAUCCGGUACCCUCUAGCUAUCUCUCCGCCGUACAAGUAUCUUGUGUGCACAUAUCCGGGCAUACCUGCUCGGCUAGCGAAGCUCCGAGAGGAGAUCGAGGUAGCAAACGGCAAAAUUGACGAGAAAAAGUCACAGCUACCCAAGGAAGUCGUCGAAAAUGAGUCAGCGGACAAGACUUCUGAAGAUUCACCUAUUUCACCCAAAACAGAUGUAAAAGAACCAUCGUUGGUAGCCCCGAAGGGCGACGAGGGAAGUGAUGAUGAUUCCGCUUCCGAAUCAGAUUCUGCGCCUGAUAUCAAAAUCAAAGACCAGAUCAAGGCAGAAACUGAGCAACGAGACCUGCUUGAAGAUCGGUACAGCCAUCUGAAGCUUCUGUACGAUUUCGUCUCGAAAGAGCUUGCCUUCGUCUUCGAGUUUCGGAAAAAGAUUGUCGAAGGCACACUGACAAAAAUCCGAUUCGAUGAUUUAUGGCAUCUUUUCAUGCCAGGUGAGAGAAUCUUCUCGGAUGAGAAUGGAUUCAAGCAGCUGUAUACUGUGUACUCUGUAACAGGUGGCUUGCCACUUUUGCGACGCCCAAAUGCCCAAGAGAUCACAUACAUGGACCAACUACGCGAUAAGGUCAGGUAUUGGGCUCCACCCCCGGCACCUUUCGAAAAAGACGAAGAAGAGCACAUUGAGCAGUUGCUUCGGGGCGAAAGCCCAAGUAAGGACUCAUGGACACCAUUGAAGAUAGACUGCUACUACGUGGCAUUUGACGGCGAAUACUGCGGACCAGUCGACCAAAGCAGAAAGAUUGCUCCCUAUACCGGCGAAAUCGACAUUGUGGACCUUCCGUUCUUCCCUCUACGAUUCCACCCAGAACAUCAAAUCCUUCUUCGUGAUCUGGAAUCACGUGGACGCAAGGUGCUGUUUUCUAGUGGACACAAGAGCUAUGAGGGCUACACGCUUGCAAUGAAGCGCACCGAUAGCCGUGUCGAAGUACAGAGCGAUGUCUAUAUUGAUUUCCAGGCCUAUUAUAAUGAUGUUCCAGAUAAAAAACCAAGAGUCGGAAGACUUUUGAGGACUAGGCAGGAUUUUGCCUUGGUGGAAGAGAGCAGCUAUCAAUUCUUCAUUCCUUUGAGCGGACACGAGAUCGAUACAAUGCUAUCUGACGAAUACCUGACGAAGAACCGGAAGUCACUAGAGCGGGUCAAGCCCGUCGAAGAUAAACUCGACGCAGAAUAUCUUCGUCUGUUGCCACAUUAUGCGUUGGGAUAUAUAUUUCAGCUGAGGAGGUGGGAAUAUCUGGACAUCGACUUGGUCAAAGACAUCGACCAAGAAUCAGCAGAAGCGAGAGCCGCAGGUUUCAACGACCUUGUCAUUCCCAAGCGAUACCGCGACUUACUCGUUGCUCUUGUGGACUCCCACGUGUCAGGACUAGAUCGUGGCAAGGCAAAAUCGAAAAAGACACCAACGCAGGUUGACUUGGUCAGAGGGAAAGGUCAAGGCCUAAUCGUUCUACUGCAUGGUCCUCCUGGAUCUGGUAAAACGAGUACUGCGGAAACAAUUGCAGCAUAUACUCGCCGCCCGUUAUACUCAAUCACUUGCGGCGAUCUUGGCACUCAAGCUGUUUUGGUGGAGGCCAAUCUCUUGACUCACACCAAAAGAGCGGAUAGAUGGGGUUGUGUACUACUCUUGGAUGAGGCCGACGUUUUCCUCGCCCGUCGUGACUGGAACAACAUGGAACGCAAUGCCUUGGUAUCAAUAUUUCUCCGUCAGCUAGAAUACUACGGCGGUAUCCUCUUCCUGACCACCAACCGCCUCGGCGGCAUCGACGAAGCCUUCAAAUCCCGCAUCCACAUCUCCCUCCGCUACCCCAGCAUCGAUCUCACCUCCACCCGCCAAAUGUGGACCAACAUCAUGAAACGCCUCGAAAAAGACAACAAGGAAACUGACGUAAAAGUCCUCUUCGACGAAGAAUCCCUCCUCGAAUUCGCACAGACGCAUUUCGAGAAAUGCAAAAAGGAAGGAGUGACUUGGAACGGUCGGCAGAUCCGCAAUGCGUUCCAAACCGCGCUGGCAUUGGGCCACUACGACCGCCUUUCCAAGAUCAAAGAAGCGGGCCUGACGGUUGAAGAGGCCAUGGCGUCGGGGAAGAAGAAGUGGCGCAGUGUUAAGUUGACCAAGGCGAAUUUCCAGAAAGUGGCUAGGACGUCCAAGGAGUUUGAGGAGUAUAUUGCUGCGGUGCGUGGGCAGGAUGAUAAGAACGCCAUCGAUGAUGAGUUGAGGCGCGAUGAUUAUGAUGCCGAACGGCCGAAGGCUAGGAAGUCGUAUUCGAAAGCGCAGAAGGGGAAGAAGGCAGUGAGGAAAGAGCAGGUUUCUUCUGAGGAUGAGGAGGAUGAGGAUGAGGAUGAACAGGACAGUGAAGAGCUUGGCGAUGAGGACGAUGAUGAUAGUGAUUGA